Molecule: messenger RNA, 5550 nt
Organism: Xiphophorus maculatus (southern platyfish)
Lineage: Eukaryota; Metazoa; Chordata; Actinopteri; Cyprinodontiformes; Poeciliidae
Gene: ppp1r18
Exons: 3
Coding region: 807-4784 (1325 amino acids)
Molecular function (GO): phosphatase binding
Source: RefSeq, a predicted model, not a curated record
AUCUUUUUUUUUAAUUAUUAUUUUUAUUUUAUUUAUUUUUAUGUGGACGGCCCCCCAGGUCUGGGACCAAAAUUAAAUUCUUCUUAGGGCCUCCUACAGCUUUGCGCCGCCUCUGCCAGUGAAGCUGAUCUUCCAGCAGUAGAUUUGCGCUUUGGUAAAUCUGGCCGCUCCGCUCCCUCCUCCUCUUCCUCUUCCUCAUCAUCCUCCCCAGUCGGUCCUCCCGGGCGGAGAGAUGGGCAGAGGGAGGGGGUCAGGAGCCGGGCAGACGGCUCUGCUCUUUAAACUCCUUUUCUUAGUUCCCACAAUAUGGUGUGUGCUACUAAACUCUCCUGACGGAACUGACUGCAGUUAUCGGAUUAGAGCGCUGCAGUUCUGGAGCUGGAGACGGACGGAGCGGCCGUCGAUCGCGCCUUUAGGCAAAGUCAACUUUCCGAGUGACUUCGCGGGACUGCAUGCAUUUUAAACGAAGCGUUUGAAAGGCUUGAUUCUUUCUUUCUUUUUUAUUUAUUCGCUCUUGGGGAGAUUAAGGCGAAACGGAGCGCAUUGGAUCCGCUAAAUCUUUGCGCGAACGUCGUUGUCUGUAAGUAUUUUCUCGCAAAAGCAGAAUCAAAGUUAUUUAAAUCCCAAACAAUAUCGCAAACUACUAGUAUUAUUAGAUGUUUUAUCGUUAUUAGACAUGUUAGUGAAACAAAACUGGAUUUUCUGCUAAUAUUUUUUAUUUUUUUUAAAUUACAGAUAAUUCCUUAAAUCUCCCGGGAGAGAGGUUUCGCCCACUUUGGCCAAAGAGGUGCACAUUUCUUUCUGUUAUGUCUGUUUCCUCUCUGCCAGAAUGGAAGCAGCUUCUUCUGGAGAGAAAGAGGAGAGAGGAGGAGCAGCGAGAGAAAAGAGAAAAGGAGGAGGAGGAGAAGCUGGCCAGCAUGCCCGCCUGGAAACGAGGGAUCAUCCAGCGGAGGAAGGCCAAGCAGGAGAGUUUAGGUGACAGGGACAGAGACAUCUGCCUGCUCCAGGUGGAUGCCAGAACUCCCUCUGACUGCCUGAGUGACACUGACAGCUCGAUUACGGUCAAUCUGGGAAGUGAGACAUCGCUCAGUCCGGAUCCUGGGAUGUGGCUGGAUGCAGAGCCCAAACCUGGAAGCCAGGUGUCGAUGGAAACCAUUGUUCCAGUCCACGAGAAUCCAUUUAUUCGUACCCAAAGUGUGUGGAGAAAAGGCAAAGAUCUUGAGGCGGCAAAUGAGGUGGAGGGAAAACUCUGCGUCAGGUCGCAAGAAGUGGAGGUGAGCAGAGGACGAGAUAUCGAGCUGAAAAUAGAAAGGUUUAGGGAUUUGAGUGAAGGGUGGGAGAAAGAGAAGAGCAGGGAGAAGAGUCUAGGAAAAGAAAAGGAGAACAACCAAGAAGGAUGCGAGAAAGACAAACAACAGUGGAAAGACUCAGUGAAAGAGCAGGAGCUCCUUAAGGGGAAAAAAGAAACAGAGGAAAAAGAUGUCGUUCAACCAUCUGGUCAGUUUUCACCGGUUCUUCCUUGCCUUCGAACCAUCCGAGCCGACAACAUCAUCAUCAUCGAACAGGACCGAAAAGGCAGCGAUGAAAGAAGGGCAAGAUGGAGGGAGGCAGAAAGAGAGAUGUCCGAGGAGGACCAGCAGGGGAAAAGAGGGAUGAAGAUGGACCUGAGGGAGAUCCUGGCAGGAGGAGGGAGCGUGACGGAGAUCCGAGCUUCUGAAGUUCUGAUCAUCAAGCCGUCGGUCAGCGUCGAAGAGCGGACAGAAGGGGGAGGAAAGACUAGAGAGGAUGGAGAAGGGAAGAGCAGCUUGGAUUUAACCAGAGAUACAAAAUCAGAAAUGUCCUGGCUGAGAGAAAAAGAGAAGGAUAAACCCUGGGGUCAGGCGACUGUGAUCAAUAAAGACGAGGGAGGAGACAGCUGUGAUGAUAACGUGUUUAUUGAGAAGGGAGGAAGGGUCAGCAAGCUGCUCAGUAAGUUCGGAGAGCAUCCAAAGCCUCCAUCUCGGUCCAAAAGUUCGGAUAACUUCCUCCAAUCAGGGAGGAGAAAAUACUCUGGAGACCAAGAUGAUCGACAGUCUGAGGAGAGAAAAGCAAACGGAAAGAACAUGCUGAUGAAAAACAUCCCUAAACGCUCCUUCAGCUUCUCGGAUCGAGUCAUUGGUGCUGUUGAAAACGGGUUAUUAGACGUAGGUGGUCAAGAGAGGAUUCAUCAAGACAAAAAUGCUGCUCCUUGGGUGGAUGUAGUAGGGGUAGCAAAGCUCAAACUGAGCUGCAAGGAGCGCUUUGGAAAGCAAAGAAAUGUAAAAGCUGAGGAUGAAAAAGGAGAAAAUCAGAAGAAAAACGAUACAGAAAUAUGGAAGAAACAUAGAAGUGAGCUGAAGAAAGUUGAGCCUGUCAAUAAGAGAGCUGCAGAGAAAGUAUUGGACGCUGAUGGAGACAAGGGGUUCACGGUGGCAUCGGUCAAAAACACAGAGGGAAUAUCGUUUGCGAGAAGAGUGCCAAUCAGACAAGACGGUAGAGCAAGAGCAGAAAGAGACGCUAGGAAAGAGAAAAGUUUGGAAAAAGAUUCAGAAGCAGACGAUGGACUGGAAAGAAAAGUGCAAACCGAAAGUGAUUAUGUUGGUGCUUCUUUGGAAGUGUCACCCAAUCCCAGUGAAGCUCCUGACAGUCAAUGCAAACAUAAUUCAGCUUUCACAGAGUGCUCCAGUUUGCUCUCCAUGGUCCCAGAUCGGAUCCCCCACCGAGGACCAGAGUGGAGCGGCACAGGACCUCAAGGCCCUUACCUCAUGCACUCCAGUUUACCCCAACAAAACGAGGAACUUAUCAGAAAAAUAGAAAAAGUAGGGGACACAACUAUCUACAUAAACGAUAAGGAGGAAAGACGUUACUCUGCUGCACGUGAAGAGGAUCUUCAAACAGGAAGUCAUUCUGGACCAGAGAGAGAGAUUCCUAGAUCUCCAAAACGGAUCCCACCUCUUGAGGUUCAAAUCCCAAGGACUGUGUUUUAUGUUGCCGAAGAGAUGGCGGAGAGAAAAGACAGCGAGUGUCGGAGCGCGGACGGACAAGACUGGGAAGGAGGUCAGAGGGUGGAAAGGAGGGACAGCUGGAGGAUCAGAAAACCUUUGAGCCGGAUCGAGUCCCUCCGAGAGAAGAUCAGGCAGAGAGAGCUGGAUAAGCAAAGAGAAAGAGAGGCCCGGGUGGGAGAUGGGUGUGAAGCUGCUGAUGUCUGUGACGCUCCAGCAGCUGAGGACAGGUACGAGAUGAGAGGAAGUGAGGUAAAGAAAGAGUGGCAAGCUGUGGCGGUUCAGACAAGGUCGGCUGAGCCAGAGAGUGUAAAGGGAGAAGCAGCAGAGCAGACAUGCUCGGGUGUGUAUGACGUCAGACGGGAAGUCGGUGUGUUGAAAACCAGCCCUCAGCUUCCUGUUUCUGUCCUCAGUUCACAAGACAGCAGCAGAGAGGAAGUGGCAGGCGAGCGCUCGGCUUCUGCCUCUGAAGGCUCCCAGAUUUCCGAGGAUGAAGCUGACCCCCUGAAACAUGUAGAGCCGCACCUGGAGCAGCACAGGGCCCAAUACGAGAGCGCAGAAGAGGAAGACGAAGAAGAGGAGGAGGAAGACAGGGAGUUCUCCGAGGAGGAGUUGGAGAAAUAUACAACUUCUACAGAUUCUAUAGGAUCUCUCUCUCCUUCGCCGCCUCAUCCCAACUCUCUAGCAGCCAUGAGUCGGAUCUACAACCUGGACACUGUUGGCUCAAGAACUGGCUUAUAUCUGAGGGACAGGACAGUAGACAUCCCAUCUUCUGUACACCUUGUUAAAGUGAAGCCGUUUAUUUCAAGCUCCCAGCAGGGGGAUAGCAAAAGCAAAGCAGGUGACGACAUCCGUGGGGUCCAGACGAUACAGCAACAGAUCGAGCAGUUUCAGCUGAAAGAGCAGGAAGUGCUGAAGUCAUCUGCAAAUACUCCUGCAAAGGAAAGAGAAGCAAAAAUACAGCAGAAUCCCAAAAAAGAGUUAAAGUUGCAGGUGAAAGAAGCUGAAGAAACACCAGCACUCAACCCCAAGAAGUCUCCUCAACAUCUUUGUUCCCCAACAUCUCAGCAGAAGCAAACUAUCACCAUCAACUCCUCAUUUUCAAGAACCCAAUCACCUGACAACUCCCUGAAACCUACAAACUGUGCUCCGACUCCAGCCUCCUCGCCAUGCUCGCCAUCUCCUGCCAACUCCCCCAGCGUCUCCCCGUCUCCCAGCGCCUCGCCCAAGCUCUUCACCAUCAAGAGUGCUUCUGGGGGCCACGUAAAGAGAGGCGCCACCAUCACAAUCACCCCCAGAAAGCCUGCCGGAGGAGGAGCCACGGGGUCGGUGGCGAGGCCCGGAACAGCGGUACCAGCAUCAGCAUCAGCAUCAGCAGGGUCGGCUAAAGUCCCACCCCAGCAAGCGAUGAGCCCCACUGUGGAUGAGCCUACCAAGAAGUAUCCAACGGCGGAGGAAAUUGAGGUGAUUGGUGGAUAUCAGAAUCUGGAGAGGUCCUGUCUGGUCAAGAGUAAAGUGACACCAAAGAGGGGGAAGGUGUGUUUUGAUGAAGACCAGCUGGAGCAGGUGUGUGAGUAUCCUUCAGAGACCUUCAUGCUGACGUUGAGCCCGCUCCCUUAUGACCUUGAGAAAAAGGAGAAGGAGGCGCACAAGGACGAUGGCGAAGGUGAGGGAGGAGGAGGAGGAGUUGUGCUGAAAAGCACGAAGAGCACAGGGACUGCGACAGGACCUCGCCUGAGAGUGGAUGAGUCUUGCCCUCGGUAGAAGCCAAUCAUCUUCACCAAAAUUGCCCAUGUGAUGAGAUCAUCGACAUUUUAUCAAAAAAUCAUAUAAUUUUUUAUCCUCUGUUGAUUUAUUGGUGUGUUGUAUUCACUUUGGCAUCUUUGCUUAAUGUAGAAUCGGUUCAUUUAGGUUGAGGCACAUGGUUGUUUACUGUGGGAACAUUUAUUUUAAGGGACAGCUGUGAAUGUUAAAGCACGGUACGUACAUAAAAAGAUGAAAAUAAAAACUCAGGUGUGCAUUUCUGAGUGAUGACGAUCACUUAUCUAUGCAAUAAGAACAAAUAAAAAAAAGAUUUUAUUUUCCAGGUGAUAUAUUUUAUAGUUUCUUCUAUAUUUGUCUUUUAAAUGUUAGUUUGCUCUGAAAAAAAAAUAGACUUGAAGUGAUUUUUAUGUCAUCUGGAUUUAUGUGCCUGCUGGAUUAGCUCUUACAGAUGACUUAAAGAUUAAUGUGAUGUAAUCUGAUAGUUUGAAGCCUGUUUUGGUGCAAUGUGUGACAUGAUUGGUCUAUGAAUAUGGACUCUGUGAAAGGUUUUAUUUUUGGUGUUUUUAUUAUGAAUGGGACCUGAUUGGAUGUCAAUGAGAGGAAGAUUUUUGUUUCAACCCAGACACCAGAUGCACUUCAGCUGAUUUUGGACUUUUAUUUUGCUUAUUUAACCUAAAUAUUUCAAUUGGUGCAUGUGAUGGUUUUCCUCUGAUGGUUAAGGAAGCUGGCUUCAAAACAGAAAAAGCUAAUAAAGUGUUAUAAAACA